AUGGAGGCGCUGCUGGGCGCCGGCCAGUCGAACCCGGCCUGCGGCUCUGUAGCUGAUCUCCAAGCGCAACUACGCGAUCUGCUUCACAACCGCGUCACCGAAACGCGUGCCGACCACACUUCGGUGACGUUCGAAAUUCGGGCGACUGCGACCUUCGAAAUUCCCGUUACCGAUGCGGAAAAUGAGGCUCCCGAGGGCGUGUCGAACAUCGACCCGCUACUGGGAGUAGCACGGUCGAGCGCGGUGACCGCUGCAAACGGAAAUCCAGGCCAACCAGCGAGGAGAGUCAAUGCCAUUGAUGCCCUUGUCAACCAGCCGGUCGACGACCCGGCCCUACAGACCACGAUCGCAAGGCAGAUCAUCAUGUCGCUGAGAGCGGUGGAUUCGAGCAAUUGGACGGUGCGGCAGGUCUCGCGCAGCGAGCAGGGCUGGACGUUUACCUACAUUUGCAAGGACUCAUGGCAGGCGUGGAACCGUCAGGCCUCCAAGACGCCUGCGAAGACGGUCAUUGGAGAAUGGAGUGAGAAGGGCGGGCAAGAUCCGAUUCACUUGGCUCGUCCGGCGUUCGAUUGCCGGGGUUCCGUUAAGAUCGCCUUCUCCAAAUCGACCAAGACCAUCGAUGUAAAAUACGAACAUACCCCAAUUCACAAGACCGUUGCGCAGCUUAUGGAACUACUUGCGCCGCCACCGGUUGCACCCGUGAUCAAGACCCCAGCGAAGAAGGCCAAGGAGCCAAAGGCGCCAAAGGAGCCGAGGCCACCGAAGGAACCUAAGCCGAAGACGCCGAGGCCCUCGAAAAAGCGGGCAGGAGAGAACGGCAUCACGGUCGGGGAGGGGUCACAACCGAAAAGGAGCCGCAAGAAGAAGGACUCUCUCGCUCCGAUCGCGCCGUCUGGCGCUGUUCUGCCCCCGGAAAUGCCGGGUGCCCUUCCAGUGGGUGAUCCAUCAGCACGCCAGCUUUACAACACCCAAGGAGGAACCCCCGAUGGUCCGCAGCCGGGCGGUUCGGGCAGUUACCCGGAGGGGCUUGUGGGCGCUGCGAACGAUGCGGCCACGGCAUCCAUCAAUAGUGGGGUGCAUGCUCAUUCAAUCCUCAAUCUGCCUCCAGGAGAGGCCGCAAGGCGGCGGGAGGUGGCAAUCAAACUACUCAGUGACAAUAAUCUUGACCCGAAAACUUUGUCGGCCGAACAGUUCAAUAUCUUUGCCAACCAGUCGCCGGAACUGCAAAACGACUCUCUGGCGAUGUUGCUCGAGUAUGGCGCCGAGAGACUGCGCAUAGUUCAUCCCACUAAGGAUGGGUCGAGCUCUGCAGAGCAGUCAACUCCUACCGAUGCGAACAACUCUAGCCCGGUAGCAACGGGAGUCCCCCAACCUGUGAACCCGAAGAAAUCACGGAAGAAACCAGAGACGGGAGGUGCGGGAACGGGUAGGACACAGAGCUCCGAGGUCGGUGAACGGAGGCAGUGGCGCAUCUGCGACAACUGCCGCAUCAAGAAGUACAAGAGCAAGUGCGACAAAGUAAAACCAUCUUGCUCAAUGUGCGUCAGGGAUGGUGUCGCAUGCGUUUACCCUCCUGCUUCAAAGUCAAGGCAGAGCAAGGCAGCCGACACAGUUCCAGAAGCCGCCGAGCAGGCCAGGCCAGCAAUGCCGGUCGAAGAGCCGGAUGGUUUGGGUUCACCAGGUUUAAAUAUCGCACCCGUUGUCCAGCCGCCACAUGAGCCAGCCCCGGCCCAGGAACACUACGACGGUCAUCUCGACCAGGCAGUGAACGUGCCGGUCUCUGAAUCAACGGCCCAUCAGGCUGAGACCCCGUCGGACGUGUUCAACCAGGUCCAUGGCAUUUAUCAGCACCCCUCUGGACUAAGCUUCCCACAAGUUAGCGCCACUGUUUCCACGGAACUUCGCCAAUCCAACAUUCCGUCGGCCGCAAUAGAGCCGGACUACACGCCAAACUCGGGAUCAGAAGCCCCCGAGGCCUCGUUGCACGGGUACACCCAUCCUCAGCCCCCAGCGGCCCAUCGAAGGCCAGCUCCUGCCGUCGAACAGGGUGGGCGUGGAAGUUCGGGAACCCCGGCCACAGCAUCAAGGCGUAGUCUCCCGGUCGGCCAGCCCGCCAACGGAGGUAACGCGAGCGCCACGACGGACAAUCAAGCUGCCUGGCAAUCAAUGUCUAGCACUCCCUCCCAAGCAACCAGGACCUCGCCGAGGCAAGCCAGAGCUAAGAAAUCUGCACCUGUAUCAAAGGCGCACGACGGCUCCCUGCAACAGCCGGCAUCAGGCUGGGGAAAUGCUGGCCAGCCCGUCGCCACACAGCCGGCCCGCAACUCGCCGAUCCAGGCUGCCGUUCAACCUGCUCGCGCCACGUCGCGUCAAAAUAAUCAUGCUCCCUCUACCGCGACCCAGUCCAGCUCGGCGGUCCAGCCUAACCCGGCUCAAGGAUACGGCUAUAGCCAAUAUCAAAAUGGCAACACUCAAGCUGAGCCCUCUAGCGAGCGCGUGUCCAUCCGCCACAUACCCAGCGACAGCAUCACAGAACGUGGCCUCGUCGUAUUCCUCCAACCCAGCCGCGACGGCAAGCGCAGCGCAAUGGACAGCCUCAACGCCGACUCCUCAAUCCGCGAAUACGCAUGCGUACAACGCUACUCAGUCGGCCACAAGGGCGGCAUCCUACAACGCAGCUUCCAAUCCUCCACCGUCGCAGGCAUUACAAGGCAGCAGCACAACCAACAAUCCCAACAACAGCCAAGCUACAACGGGUAUGUGAACAACAUGAGCCAGCAGCAACAGCCGCAGCAACAGGCCAGUGGCAGCCACCAGAACUGGGGAUACGGUUUUGGGGCAACCACCAACAGCGCGUCUUCUGGCUACAACUCGGCGGCCGCGGGCAGCGUGAGCAACUCCUACUCCGCCGCGGCGGGCACGUCGCAUGGGCGCGAGCACGGGGGUCACGGCAGCCAUAGUCACCCAGCGCAGCAACAAAGGUCGAUGAACUUGUCGAGCCACACCUACAGCAGCAUGGACGGCGAACAGUCGCUGUAUGACCUGCUCAGAAGCAACCCGGCCGGAUAG
This is a messenger RNA of Chaetomium fimeti, 3069 nucleotides long. RefSeq lists its product as uncharacterized. Gene Ontology annotation, biological process: regulation of DNA-templated transcription. Bases 1 to 3069 code for a protein of 1022 amino acids. Gene Ontology annotation, molecular function: zinc ion binding; DNA-binding transcription factor activity, RNA polymerase II-specific. NCBI's taxonomy places the organism in Eukaryota, Fungi, Ascomycota, Sordariomycetes, Sordariales, Chaetomiaceae. The transcript is spliced from 5 exons. The record is from RefSeq and is a predicted model, not a curated record.